Molecule: messenger RNA, 2799 nt
Organism: Labeo rohita (rohu)
Lineage: Eukaryota; Metazoa; Chordata; Actinopteri; Cypriniformes; Cyprinidae
Gene: pcyt1aa
Product: phosphate cytidylyltransferase 1A, choline a
Exons: 9
Coding region: 215-1339 (374 amino acids)
Biological process (GO): CDP-choline pathway
Cellular component (GO): endoplasmic reticulum
Molecular function (GO): phosphatidylcholine binding; choline-phosphate cytidylyltransferase activity
Source: RefSeq, a predicted model, not a curated record
GCCAUCUUGGAACCGAAUUAAGUUGAUCCCAGUCUCUUUUGUGACUCCUGUCAAAUCGGAAGGUCUGAGAUCACGAACACUGAGACAUUUAAAUCACAAGACACUUCCGACUCCUGUCAGACUUCGACCUACAGAAACACAAACCUUCAAAGACCCUUGAACACCAUCUGGGCGAAUAACUGCACUAAAACAUAAGGCUUUCAACAGAGCCUGAAUGGAGGCCCACGGUUCAGCACGAUUGUCCAGGAAGAGAAAGAGAGAAGGUUCAAAUGGAGAGGCAGAGGAAGGCGAGAAACCGCUAAAGUAUAAGCGAUGCACAGUGGGUCUGAAAUACCCAGCUCCGUAUGCAGAUCAGCUUGAGUCAAUGGAAGAUAAGCCAUAUCAGCGCGUCACCAUGGAGGAAGCUCGCAAAGGCACUCCACCCGACAGGCCUGUGCGGGUGUACGCUGAUGGCAUCUUCGACAUGUUCCACUCAGGACAUGCCCGCGCUCUCAUGCAGGCUAAAUGCCUUUUCCCAAACACUCAUCUUAUUGUAGGUGUGUGUAGCGAUGACCUCACACACAAGUUAAAAGGCUUCACUGUCAUGAACGAGGAUGAGCGCUAUGAUGCGAUCAGUCACUGUCGCUAUGUGGACGAGGUGGUCCGGAAUGCUCCAUGGACUCUUACACCAGAGUUCCUCACCAAGCAUCGGAUUGACUUUGUGGCCCAUGAUGAUAUCCCAUACUCCUCAGCUGACAGUGAUGAUGUUUACAAGCACAUCAAAGAAGCAGGAAUGUUUGCACCAACCCAACGAACAGAGGGCAUUUCCACCUCUGACAUCAUCACACGCAUUGUACGAGAUUAUGACGUUUACGUCAGACGAAAUCUUCAACGCGGCUACACCGCAAAAGAGCUUAACGUCAGCUUCAUCAAUGAAAAGAAGUACCACCUUCAGGAGCGUGUGGACAAGGUCAAGAAGAAGGUGAAGGACGUGGAGGAGAAGAGUAAAGAGUUUGUACAAAAGGUGGAGGAGAAGAGCAUUGACCUGAUCCAGAAAUGGGAAGAAAAGUCCCGCGAGUUCAUCGGCAACUUCCUGCAGAUGUUUGGACCUGAGGGAGCAUUGAAGCACAUGCUGAAGGAGGGUAAAGGGCGAAUGCUCCAGGCCAUCAGUCCGCGGCACAGCCCCAGCAGCAGCCCCACACAUGAGCGUUCCCCGUCUCCAACCUUCCGUCUGCCCUUCUUCACCAAAACAUCCCCGCCCUCCUCACCCUCAUCACAUCACAGCAGCGCCCUGUCCGGCUACACCUACGCCGCUCGUCGACAGGCCAUCAGCGAAGACGAGGAGGACGACGAGGAUUAGAGUGGCACAGCACACCACACAUCUGUCUUCCAAUACCGGCAAUCCAACCUCAGAAACGAAGCAAUCCUUACACCAUCCAUCGGUUUCGCUCUCUGUAUUAUUACCACGUAUAUGAAGGGUUAAAAUGGAGAGACGUCUAGAACGUUAGAGACCAUGAGUCAUUUCCGACUUGUGGAGAUUUUAAGUCAUCGUCAGCGACGAGAUGCUGAAUCACAUAGGAUCGGCAGGGCUUUUUCAUGUUUUAGAACGAACGCACGUUGUAUCAAUGCGUUUCAUUUUUGUUUUAAGUUUAGUUUUAAUGUUCUUAUCGUAAUAUAUACUUGUUAGACAUCUCAUAAGUCAGUCAUGUCUCUCUUGGAAUGGCUGAGAUUGAUGUCUAGCGUUUGAAAACACCGCAAGGCACUGGAAGAUAAAUGCAAUUAUCUAAGUACAGGAGCUAAAAAAUAAUGAAAAUUGUUUGUUCGUAUCGCAAGGCGCAUAAUCAGUGUUGUCGUGGUUAGUAAUUCUACAAAUUAGAAAAAUACGCCAAUAUUAUACAGGCAUGGCUGCAGUGGAAAAUGAAGUUUGCCUACUUGAAUUUGGUGUGCUUUAGUAAAGGUCAGAAUUCCACAUUUGAACACUGUGUUUCAAAAAUAUAUGCUUAAUAAUAUAAAGAGUUGUCUGUUUUUACUGUAAGUAAUUUCAUCACUGCACAGUGCCCUAUUCAUCUCUCACUGUGAUCGUUUUCUUUCAAAGAGCUCUUAACGAAUAUCCUAAAACUUAGGAUGAAGGGCUAGUUUUCCAAGUUCAGUGUGUAGUUUCAUAAUUAGGUUCUGCUAAAUGAGUCUUGCACGUUUUGAAGUCAAACCAGUGGAGCUGUUUAUAAAUGUUAAGGAAUGAAACCACUUAAAAGGAAUAUUCUGGGUUAAAUACAACUUAAACUCAACCGUUGGUGUCUAGUAUGAUAGAAAAUCAUCACUAAAACAUUUUGACAGUUACACACAAUGCAAUUUUUGGAGCAGUCAUUGUUUUAGAGGCAAAAUGAAUGACAGCAUGAUGUCUCAAGCUUAACUUGUGUUCAACCCCUAACAUGCCCUUUGAAGAGCUUUUUUAUGUACAUGUAUGGAUAUGCAAUGGUCAGUUUCAGACAGUAUGUGUUUAAAUUGCGAUCGUAACACCAGUGAUUAUAAUAUCUAAGUUCUUUUGUCUCGUUUCAUAAUUUGAUGAGAGGCAGAGGCUCAACGAACUGCUGUCCAGACUUGCACUGAUGUCAGAAUUCAACUGUUUGUCUGCAAAUAGUUGAUGCCUCAUUUUCACGGUAAAGUCUAUGUUUUUCCAGCCUCUGACUUUUCCUUUGCACAAAUUAAGUGAAUCUAGGAGAGAUUAUUUUAUUAAAUUUGCCUUCCCUUAUCCUGUCAGCCUUUUAUUGUACAGGAUGUCAACAGACACAGGAAGACAAAUAAAUAGUGUCUAAUGUUCAA